AAAUUUAGAUUUAAGUGUGGACACUUGCCAAAUCAAGUGAAGGAAACGACAACACAUGCCGGUUAUGAGAAACGUAUGAUGUCAUUAAUUGUUUAUCCCUAGACUCAUGUGAACGACUUCGCGGAAUUCCUUAAUAAAUAAACAUCACGAGUGAAGCUGUCAGUGAAUCUACGUGUUAAGAGUUGACCACCGGACAGUGAGGUAUUAGAAAGUCGUGCAGUGACAGCGGGCACCUGCAGACCGAAAUAAUGCUAGCACAGAGGAUAAGGAUGCAGGCGGCAUCGGGCAUCAAGAUGCUGACCGCUUGCACGUCCUCGAACCUAAUUUUGAAGAAUCCAAAUCUCCGAAUACAUUCAAGGAGUACCGGCAACAACAAACAGCUUUACUGGAACGGAAAUGGGGUGCGUGGGGACAAAUCAGUUUACUGCAUGCAGUUCGAUGCUUCUGGUCUCAAGGAAAACGAACUUUCCAAUUUUGCCACAACCUUGCAGAAUGACGUGACCAGCAUGAAACCGGAUAUAGUCUACAUACAGCAAACAAAAGAGAGCGUAUACACGGAAGAGAUCGGGCUCAGGAUGAAAAGAAUGGGAUAUGAUGGCUACGUACAGAAUGUCGCACCCGAACUGAAACAAGCCACUUUCUUUCGAUCCAAUCUUCUCUCAGGUUCAAACGGCGACUCAGGAAUUGUGAAGAGAGCAAGGACUGGUUGAAUGUAUCAUGAAAUGCUGUUGAUCAGAAUUCACCAUUCAUUCUCAUUUGAAAGCAUCCAUUGGCUCUCCGCCCGAUGAUAUACCGAAACUCUUGUAUAUGUCCUAUUAGCGAUCUUGAAUGACAUUGGUCUCAUAGCAUGUUAGAUGCGACGAUGGAUAAAUUUAAAUUUGAGGAGGAAUAGGCGUGAUUGCGUCCCUGUUUACAAGAAAAAAACCAGUCCGAUGAUAAUUGAUCAAGUUCAACACAUACGAUAACAUGAUUGUAUGGGUAACAUAGGAUUGUAUGGGUAACAUAAGAUUUAACCGGAAUAAUCCUAUCAGGAAUCUCAGAACAUUUAGAUUGUAUUUAACCUUUCGUCGUUCCGGUGACGAGGAAGCUACAGACUUUUCUUUAUUUCAGCGGUUUAUGUUUGAUAUCCUUUCACUGUUUUAUUUGAAUUGUAAAAUGAUUUUGUUCGAUUGUUCUUCAUUUUGUUGUAUUUCACAUACAAUUUAUAACAUGUGCUCUAAUAUAUUUCACACACAAUCUAUAUCGUGUGCUUUAAAUAAUCCUACGUUAUAAAAAUCAUAUGUACAUGUAUAUAUUUGUUAUGAAUAACCAUACUUUAUGAAUAAUCAUAUGUAAUACUUGUUAUGAAUAACCACAUGUUAUGAAUAAUAGUAUAUAAUACUUGUUAUCAAUAUAACCAUACGUUAGAGAUAAUUAUUAAAAUACGUGUUAUGAUUAAACAUACAAUGUACGUUAUGAAUGAUAAUUUAAAAUACUUGUGAAUAAAACAAAUAAUUUUA
Molecule: messenger RNA, 1499 nt
Organism: Ostrea edulis (European flat oyster)
Lineage: Eukaryota; Metazoa; Mollusca; Bivalvia; Ostreida; Ostreidae
Exons: 3
Coding region: 249-710 (153 amino acids)
Source: RefSeq, a predicted model, not a curated record